AUGGCCCUCCAUCACGGUCGUAUGCAGAUGAAGUUCAAGACGAUCGCCACCAUUGGCGACUGGAAAGAGCAGGCCUGCCAUUUGGUAGGUAAUGAAGUCGCCAAUGUUUCAUCCACCCAUUUUGGAGUUACUCAGAGUCGAAUGUAUAGCGAUAUUGGCAUCAGAAGUAAAGCUGAAGACCUCGCUUUAGAUCACUUCGUAUUUGGUGCAUUCCUCUCCCUUUUAAGGUGUGCCAUGGAUGGCAGGAUAUAG
Messenger RNA from Penicillium taxi, 252 nucleotides. RefSeq lists its product as uncharacterized. The transcript has 2 exons. NCBI's taxonomy places the organism in Eukaryota, Fungi, Ascomycota, Eurotiomycetes, Eurotiales, Aspergillaceae. The record is from RefSeq and is a predicted model, not a curated record. The coding region runs from base 1 to 252 and encodes 83 amino acids.